Falco peregrinus (peregrine falcon) is the source of this 571-nucleotide messenger RNA. RefSeq names its product profilin 3 (gene PFN3). Gene Ontology annotation, molecular function: actin binding. Gene Ontology annotation, cellular component: cytoplasm. Gene Ontology annotation, biological process: regulation of actin filament polymerization; positive regulation of actin filament bundle assembly; actin cytoskeleton organization. Lineage: Eukaryota; Metazoa; Chordata; Aves; Falconiformes; Falconidae. The record is from RefSeq and is a predicted model, not a curated record.
GAUGGGGAAGCUUGGCGCUGGGCGUUCCUGAGCGGUUCGGACAGCCCAGCUGCCAUGGGUUGCUGGAAGUACUAUGUCAGUGGCAUCCCGGCGGGCAGGAACGCUGAUGAUGGGGCUGUUGGGGCCUCUGGCAGCAAGUGUGUGUGGGUGGCCAAGCCAGGGGGGCUCCUCGCAGCCAUCUCGCCUCAAGAAGGGGGCUUGAUCACAAGUCAGGAUCAGAAAAUGUUCCUGCUAACGGGAAUCACUGUAGCUGGCAAAAAGUGUGGUGUGAUUUGUGACAGCCUGCUGGUGGAUGAAGGCAACGUGCUGGAUGUCAGAAGCAAAGGCAGUGACAGCAGAUCCAUCUGUAUUGGCAAGACCCCCAGAGCCCUGAUCUUACUCAUGGGUGAGAAGGGAGUCCAUGGAGGAGCCCUCAAUCAAAAGGUUCACGAUAUGAUUGUGGACAUGAAAGCAUGAAGCAAACAGCACAAAAGAGACAGACAUCAUCUGCCCGAGCGGGGGGGCACAGUCAUUGCUGUAGGCCAGAAUGGAGAUAAACCUGAUUUUGUUGCAGAUGUCUUUGCCUGCUUCU